This is a messenger RNA of Saccoglossus kowalevskii, 5748 nucleotides long. Its product is annotated as mucin-22-like. The record is from RefSeq and is a predicted model, not a curated record. NCBI's taxonomy places the organism in Eukaryota, Metazoa, Hemichordata, Enteropneusta, Harrimaniidae.
AUGGCAUCAACACCACUAUUGUUACUGAAGACGAACUGUCUACUGCUGCAACCACUAAAGAUGAGUACUGAUGAUGAAUCAUCUACUCCUGCUAUCACUAAAGAUGCGUUCACAACUAUCACAGUAACUGAUGGAGUAUCUACCGAAUCCACAGGAGCAGAUGGCAUCAACACCAUUAUUGUUACUGAAGACGAAUUGUCUACUGCUGCUGCCACUAAAGAUGAGUACACAACUAAUUCACUAACUGAGAAAGUAUCUACUGAGGCUACACCAAUUGAUGACAUCAUCACCAUUAUAUAUACUGACGACGAAUCAUCUACGCUUGCUACCACUAAAGAUGAAUUCACAACUAUCCCAGUAACUGAGAGAGUAUCUACUGAGGCUACACCAAUUGGUGGCAUCACCACCAUCUUAUAUACUGACGAUGAAUCAUCAACACCUGCUACCAGUAAAGAUGAGUUCACAAAUAUCUCAGGAACUGAUGGAGUAUCUACUGAGGCUACAGCAACUUAUGGCAUCACUACCAUCAUAUAUACUGACGACGAAUCAUCUACUCCUGCUACCACUAAAGCUGAUAUCACAACUAUUUCACUAACUGAGAGAGUAUCUACUGAGGCUACAUCAAUUGAUGGCAUCACCACCAUCAUAGUUACUGGUGAUGAAUCAUCUACUCCUGCUACCACUAAAGCUGAGUUCACAACUAUCUCAGUUACUGAUGGAGUAUCUACUGAAUCCACAGCAACAGAUGGCAUCAACACCAUUAUUAUUACUGAAGACGAAUUGUCUAUUGCUGCUACCACUAAAGAUGAGUUCACAACUAUCUCAGUUACUGAUGGAGUAUCUACUGAACCCACAGCAACUGAUGGCAUCAACACCAUUAUUGUUACUGAAGACGAAUUGUCUACUGCUGCUGCCACUAAAGAUGAGUACACAACUAAUUCACUAACUGAGAAAGUAUCUACUGAGGCUACACCAAUUGAUGGCAUCAUCACCAUUAUAUAUACUGACGACGAGUCAUCUACUGCUGCUACCAGUAAAGAUGAGUUCACAACUAUCUCAGUAACUGAGGGAGUAUCUACUGAGGCUACAGCAACUUAUGGCAUCACUACCAUCAUAUAUACUGACGAGGAAUCAUCUACUCCUGCUACCACUAAAGAUGAGAUCACAACUAUUUCACUAACUGAGAGAGUAUCUACUGAGGCUACACCAAUUGAUGGCAUCACCACCAUCAUAGUUACUGGUGAUGAAUCAUCUACUCCUGCUACCACUAAAGGAGUAUCGACUGAGGCUACACCAAUUGAUAGCAUCACCACCAUCAUAGCUACUGGUGAUGAAUCAUCUACUCAUGCUACCACUAAAGAUGAGUUCACAAAUAUAUCAGGAUCUGGUGGAGUAUCUACUGAGGCUAGAGCAACUGAUGGCAUCAACACCAUUAUUAUUACUGAAGACGAAUUGUCUACUGCUGCUACCACUAAAGAUGAGUACAUAACUAUUUCACUAACUGAGAGAGUAUCGACUGAGACUACAGCAAUUGAUGGCAUCAACACCAUCAUAGUUACUGAUGAUGAAUCAUCUACUCCUGCUACCACUAAAGAUGAGUUCACAACUAUCGCAGUAACUGAGGGAGUAUCUACUGAAUCCACAGCAACAGAUGGCUUCAACACCAUUAUUGUAACUGAAGACGAAUUGUCUACUGCUGCUACCACUAAAGAUGAGUUCACAAAUAUCUCAGGAACUGAUGGAGUAUCUACUGAGGCUACAGCAACUGAUGGUAUCACCACCAUCAUAUAUAUUGACGACGAGUCAUCUACUCCUGCUACCACUAAAGAUGAGUUCACAACUAUCUCAGUAACUGAGGGAGUAUCUACUGAAUCCACAGCAACAGAUGGCAUCAACACCAUUAUUAUUACUGAAGACGAAUUGUCUACAGCUGCUACCAUUAAAGAUGAGUUCACAACUAUUACACUAAAUGAGGGAAUAUCGACUGAGUUCACAACUAUCUCAGUAACUGAUGGAGUAUCUACUGAAUCCACAGCAACAGAUGGCAUCAACACCAUUAUUAUUACUGAAGACGAAUUGUCUACUGCUGCUACCACUAAAGAUGAGUACACAACUAUUUCACUAACUGAGGGAGUAUCGACUGAGGCUACACCAAUUGAUGGCAUCACCACCAUCAUAGUUACUGAUGAUGAAUCAUCUACUCCUGCUACCACUAAAGAUGAGUUCACAAAUAUCUCAGGAACUGGUGGAGUAUCUACUGAGGUUAGAGCAACUGAUGGCAUCAACACCAUUAUUAUUACUGAAGACGAAUUGUCUACUGCUGCUACCACUAAAGAUGAGUACACAACUAUUUCACUAAGUGAGAGAGUAUCUACUGAGGCUACACCAACUGAUGGCAUCACCACCAUCAUAGUUACUGAUGAUGAAUCAUCUACUCCUGCUACCACUAAAGCUGAGUUCACAACUAUCUCAGUAACUGAGGGAGUAUCUACUGAGGCUACACCAAUUGAUGGCAUCACCACCAUUAUUAUUAGUGAAGAUGAAUUGUCUACUGCUGCUACCACUAAAGAUGAGUACACAACUAUUUCACUAACUGAGAGAGUAUCGACUGAGUCUACAGCAAUUGAUGGCAUCACCACCAUCAUAUAUACUGACGACAAAUCAUCUACUGCUGCUACCAUUAAAGAUGAGUUCACAACUAUUUCACUAACUGAAGGAGUAACGACUGAGUCUACACCAAUUGAUGGUAUCACCACCAUCAUAGUUACUGAUGAGGAAUCAUCUACUCCUGCUACCACAAAAGAUGAGUUCACAAAUAUCUCAGGAUCUGGUGGAGUAUCUACUGAGGCUAGAGCAACUGAUGGCAUCAACACCAGUAUUAUUACUGAAGACGAAUUGUCUACUGCUGCUACCACUAAUGAUGAGUACACAACUAUUUCACUAACUGAGGAAGUAUCGACUGAGGCUACACCAAUUGAUGGCAUCACCACCAUCAUAGUUACUGAUGAUGAAUCAUCUACUCCUGCUACCACAAAAGAUGAGUUCAUAAAUAUCUCAGGAUCUGGUGGAGUAUCUACUGAGGCUAGAGCAACUGAUGGCAUCAACACCAGUAUUAUUACUGAAGACGAAUUGUCUACUGCUGCUACCACUAAUGAUGAGUACACAACUAUUUCACUAACUGAGGAAGUAUCGACUGAGUCUACACCAAUUGAUGGCAUCACCACCAUCAUAGUUACUGAUGAUGAAUCAUCUACUCCUGCUACCACUAAGGAUGAGUUCACAUCUAUCUCAGUAACUGAGAGAGUAUCUACUGUGGCUACAGCAACUGAUGGCAUCACCACCAUCACAUAUACUGACGACGAAUCAUCUACCGCUGCUAGCACUAAAGUCAAGUUCACAACUAUUUCACUAACUGAGGAAGUAUCUAAAGAGGCUACAGCAACUGAUGGCAUCACCACCAUCAUAUAUACUGAUGACGAAUUGUCUACUGCUGUUACCACUAAAGAUGAGUUCACAACUAUCUCAGUAACAGAUGGGGUAUCUACUAAAUUCACAGCAACUGAUGACAUCAACACCAUUAUAAUUACUGAAGACGAAUUGUCUACUGCUGCUACCACUAUAGAUGAGUACACAACUAUUUCACUGACUGGGGGAGUAGCUACUGAGGCCACAACAAUUGAUGACAUAACCACCGUCAUAUAUUCUGACGAAUCAUCUACUGCUGCUGCUACCACUCGACAUAAAUUCACAACUAUUUCAGUAACUGAGGGAUUAUCUACUGAGGCCACAACAGUUGAUGGCAUCACUAACAUUAUUGUUACUGAUGACCAAUUAUCUACCACUGAUACAACUGAAGAUGAGUUCACAUCUAGUUCACUAACUGAGGGAGUAUCUACUGAGGCCACAACAAUUGAUGGCAUCACUAACAUUAUUGUUACUGAUGACCAAUUAUCUACCACUGAUACAACUGAAGAUGUGUUCACAUCUAGUUCACUAACUGGGAGAGUAUCUACUGAGGCCACAACAAUUGAUGGCAUCACCACCAUCUUAUAUACUGACGACAAAUCAUCUACUGCUGUUACCACUAUAGAUGAGUUCACAUCUAGUUCACUAACUGAGGGAGUAUCGACUGAGUCUACACCAAUUGAUGGCAUCACCACCAUCAUAGUUACUGAUGAGGAAUCAUCUACUCCUGCUACCACUGUAGAUGAGUUCACAACUAUCUCAGUAACUGACGGAGUAUCUACUGAUGCCACAAUGUUUGAUGACAUUACUGCCCUAAAUUACACUACUGUUGUUGGAAAAUCUACUACGCCUCAAGACACAUUUUCUGUAGAGUCUACUACAGAGCAAAUUACUAGCACCAUAUUUACUACGGCAACGCAAGACCAGUUCUCCUCAGAACCUGCAAUUGCCACUGCUAUGGUGACAAUACAUGGAGCAUCUGUUGCUACAACAACUGAAGUUAAUUUCUCCACAGAAUCAACCACUGCACUUGUUACUGCUACCCAUACGGUGACUUCGCAUGGAGUGUCUACUUUUACAACCACUCAAGAUCAGUUCACCACAGUCUCAACUACUGAGCCUACACUGACAACACAUACAGUGCCUACCGUUACAACAAUUCAAGGUCUGUUUUUUACAGGGUCAACCACUGAUCUCAUAACUGACACAGAAAUGGUGACAACAUUGGAGCAUCCCAUUACCAACAUCGUCUCAAGUCCCGGUUCCACUUUAUCAAUGGCGACGUCGAUUCCUGUCACGUCUACCCGGUCAACGCCGGGAACAAGUGACCCGUCUACUGUGGAGAUGAUUACUUUGGAAUUAUGCAAUUUGGAAUGUAUGCAUGGCAUUUGCUCAUUUGACAGUAAUAACGAACUCACUUGCAUCUGUGAUGAUGGAUAUGAAACACAGCGAGGGAAAGCAAAGCUGUGUGUUGAUAUAAACGAAUGCAAGGGGAAAGUAUGUGACCGUCCCAAUGAAAGGUGCAUCAACACAGAUGGCAGCUACACAUGUGAAUGUAAGCCUGGCAGCGCCAUUAACAAAGAUGGGGAUUGUCAGAAAUCCCGCCGACACCAAGGCGAAUUCGUAAUUACAGCGAUUGAUGGUGAACCUGCAGUGUUCAACGAUUCUUUGAAAGACCCUUCAUCUUCUUACUUUAAGGAAACCGCCGCCCUCAUUGAAGCAUCGAUUGAUUUGGUGUACAACAACGACGCGCGUACAGCGGGUUCAUACAUUAUCUCCAAAGUUGACAGUUUCAGAGAAGGGAGUAUUAUAGCAGAAUUUCAAACAGACAUCGUCUAUGAAUCUUCACUGACGUCUGACGACAUGUAUAUGAUCUUAGAAACAUUUGCACAGAACAGCACUUUUCUAACUAAAAGCAACUCCUCCGUAGCAUUUCCACUUGUAUUCGAGAAGCAGACUGUUAUAUUUGGGGAUUAUUUGGAAUGUUCAUAUAACUUCACAAACGACUGCUCGUCACAUGCUCUAUGUGCUGAGAUUGACGGUUCAUUCAAUUGUUCCUGUAACCCAGGUUAUGAUGACGUAUCAUCAGAGGCUGAUGGGGCAGGAAGAGAUUGCGUUGAGAUAUGUCCAUAUGAGUUCUGUCACAACGGUGGAACCUGUAUCGGUGAUGCAAUGCAGAACCGCGAAUGCAUAUGUCCACCUGGUUAUGAAGGCGAAACAUGUGAUAUUAUAGUAUCAAAAGCAGCGGAUGGUACGUACCUUAAAGUUGUAUUCGAUCUAUGA